Molecule: messenger RNA, 5202 nt
Organism: Thlaspi arvense
Lineage: Eukaryota; Viridiplantae; Streptophyta; Magnoliopsida; Brassicales; Brassicaceae
Source: the annotation of a GenBank genome assembly
GAAAGACAUAAAGAAAAACAAACAAAAAUGGGUUCGAUGGCCUUUAUUUUUUUUGUUUUAAGCUGACGUCAUAAAGAACUGGUUCGAGUUCUACGAAGUGGCUACGAUCUUUGACGUCAACCCCCAAUCCAAUACGAAAACCACGAAGAAGACGAUCGGAAACAAACAUUACAGCCUCCUCCAAUGGACCUCAAUCGCAAGCACAAGGUCUCCCUCAGAGGCGCCAGCAGUGGGGAGAUAUCAAGGGAUGCUUUGCUUGCUAAAGUGUCACAAGAGAGGGAGCUACGCAGUUAUGCCAGACGAGCUAAUGCUGCAGCAAUUUAUCUUCAGAGAGUUUGGAGGUCAUACGUUGUGAGAAAGAAGGCAGCUAUAGAGCUCAGAGAUGAGUGGGAGAGUUCACUGAGUUGCCGUUCUGAUACACUGACCAAAAGUUGGGUUUCAAGCAGAGUAUUGAGACCUUUUCUCUUCUUCAUCAGAUCUCUGUCUGUCCAUCAUCAAAAGAUACAGGCAAGAGAUAUACUCUGCAUGCAAACCUGCUUUAAGAUUCUAUUGGAGAGCAUCAACUCUAAUGAUCAGGGGUACAACUUUUGCUCACUAACAGUUGGUACAUUUGAAGAGAGUAAAACAUGGGGAUGUCAAACACGAAAGCUGGUUUCUCUCUGCUCUUUCCUUCUCACCGAGUGUAAUUAUUCACAUGAAAGGAUAAAAGAUGUUCUUGGUGUCAAUGCCCUUGUAUUACGUAUUCUUAUUGUUUUGACUGAUCCCAAAAACUGGAAGAUCGUUACAAAGGAUAACUUUCAAGAUGCAGAAACAGCUGGAAGGAUGGUCCUUCAGUUUAUUGGGAGCUGUAAUAGUGGAUAUUACAUAGCAGUUAGAAGAUAUAUCAAGACAUUAACCACACAUACAGAAGAGAGGCUGUUGAUUACUACAAGCGCAGUUACUUUGGCUCUGCGACCGUUCCAUGCGAGGCAGCCUGCUUUUGUUGAUGACAAUCAACCAGACACGAAUUUGGCUGUUGAAGAAUUUGUUUCUCUAAUACUGACGAUUCCUCAUCUCAGUUGCUACCUGCCGAACGCUCUCAUACGUGCACUGAAGCACAAGAGCAUACUAAUGCCAAGCUUUCACACUAUAUUGAUUUUGAGGGACAAAAUCUUGACCAGAAUAUCGGAAAUAGAGGUUUCAGAGAAGCAAAGCUGUACCAUGGAGAUUCCUUCUGUCGGAUGGGCUAUUGGGAACAUCAUAUCCCUGGCAACAGUUAGUGAAACCGAAUUUAUGGACCCUCAAGAAUCAAAUCCAGAGAUGUAUUAUGUCUUGUACGUUCAUGUUAUCGUGACUCUUGCCGAUAGUCUCUUGUCUCGGGUUGAAAAUUUUGGGAUCCAGGAUGUUCAUCUUGAUUUUGAGGCCACAUCGGAUGAGACUGAGAAAGGAAAAAAUUCUGCUAAGAUUUCGUUUGUGGAAUUGCUUCGACCAGUAUGUCAGCAGUGGCAUCUUGCAAAACUUUUGGCAGCUUCUGGGAAAGAUAUUUGUGUUAUAUCAGAUAAGGGUCCAUCAACGAGCAGUGCGAAAGGAUCAAAAACACUAGAAUUGUUUGAUAUUGCACGAUUCUAUUCGUGCAUGUUGAGAAUCUUCUGCGUUCUGAAUCCUGUGGUAGGGCCGUUGCCUGUCCUUAACAUGUUAUCCUUCUGUCCUGGAUACAUUGUCUCUUUGUGGAGCUCUCUAGAGAGUGUCAUACUCCCUGAAAAUGGUAGUAGCACUGCCGACGACUCAUCUCAUGGACCUGUCAAAACUUCAUGGAAUACAAGAAGUCCUUCUGAAAAAAAACUGAAACAUCUUAAGGAUGACGGAGUCAACAAGUGGGUGAAUCUACUAAACAAGUUUUCUGGUAAAUCACCGGGACCGCAGGAACCUGUGGAGUGUACUAGUGAUCAGCCAGGAUCAAGCCAGGUUGAAGGGUCAACUGAUGAUGUGUGGGAUGUCGAAACUCUGAGGGGUGGUCCUGUAGGUAUCUCCAACGAUGUGGCAUGCCUGCUUCAUCUAUUUUGUGCAACCUAUGCGCAUUUACUGGUUGUUCUUGAUGACAUACAGUUUUAUGAAAAGCAGGUUCCCUUUUUGCUAGAAAAACAACGCAGAAUUGCGUCAGUGCUUAACACACUCGUGUACAACGGAUUGUUGCGAGGUACAGGUCCUGAGAAUAGACAACUAAUGGAUUCUGCUAUCAGAUGUUUGCAUUUAUUGUAUGAAAGAGAUUGCAGGCACCCUUUUUGUCCUUCUGCCUUGUGGCUCUCACCUGGUAGAACUAGUAGACCUCCAAUUGCAUUUGCUGCAAGAACUCAUGAGGUUUUACCAGCCAGUGAUGUUUUUACGUCUCCAAGCAUGGGUUCUGUUAUAACAAUUACCCCGCAUGUCUUUCCAUUUGAGGAAAGGGUUCAUGUGUUUAGAGAGUUUAUAAGCAUGGAUAAAGCUUCAAGGAAAAUGGCUGGUGAAGUAGAUGCACCUGGUGCAAGGUCAAUAGAGAUAGUUGUUCGUCGAGGUCAUGUGGUUGAGGAUGGGUUUCAACAACUGAAUUCUAUUGGUAGCAGGCUAAAAUCCUCCAUCCACGUCUCGUUUGUGAAUGAGUCUGGCCUUCCUGAGGCUGGCCUAGACUAUGGUGGGCUUUCAAAAGAGUUUUUGACUGACAUAACAAAAGCAGCUUUUGCUACCGACUAUGGGUUAUUCUCGCAAACCACUACUUCAGAUAGGUUGCUUGUUCCUAGUCCAUCUGCUCGGCACCUUGAGAACGGGAUUCAGAUGAUUGAGUUUCUUGGAAGAAUAGUUGGAAAAGCUCUAUAUGAAGGAAUUCUUCUGGAUUACUCUUUUUCGCACGUUUUCAUCCAGAAGCUGUUGGGACGUUAUAGCUUUAUUGAUGAACUAUCAGGGCUUGAUCCGGAACUUUACAGGAACCUUAUGUAUAUCAAGCAAUAUGAUGGUGAUUUGAAGGAACUCUGUCUGGAUUUCACAGUCACUGAAGAGUUUUGUGGAAAAAUGAGCAUAAUUGAGCUCAAACCCGGUGGUAAAGAUAUUUCAGUAACGAAUGAGAACAAAAUGCAAUAUAUCCAUGCAAUGGCUGACUAUAAGCUCAACCGGCAGAUUGUGCCCUUUUCAAAUGCAUUUUACAGAGGAUUGACCGACCUUAUAUCUCCUGCUUGGUUGAAACUAUUUAACGCCCAUGAGUUUAAUCAGUUACUCUCUGGAGGAAACCAUGAUAUUGAUGUUGAUGACCUAAGAAGGAAUACAAAAUACACUGGUGGUUACUCUGAUAGCAGUCGAACAAUCAAAAUCUUCUGGGAGGUCAUGAAAGGGUUUGAACCGAGUGAACGUUGCAUGCUCCUGAAGUUUGUGACUAGUUGUUCUCGGGCACCACUCCUUGGUUUCAAAUACUUGCAGCCAACUUUCAUCAUCCAUAAAGUUUCUUGUGAUACCUCUCUUUGGGCUGCUAUCGGAGGACAAGAUGUAGAAAGGCUUCCAUCUGCUUCUACGUGCUAUAAUACUCUUAAGCUUCCAACAUACAAACGAGCAAGCACUAUGAGGGAGAAACUAUUGUACGCGAUUAAUUCAAAUGCAGGAUUUGAACUCUCCUAGAGACUUCUGACCAGGGGGAUACCAUUGUCAUAUGGGUUGGUGAUGAUGUCCAGGAGAGGUUGGUAGACAUUAAAGGCGACGAGCUUGAGGCCUGAGUGUCUUUUCAUCAAUCUCUGCGUUGUGCUUUCAAGUUUGGUGUUGAACAUGACAGCAUCGUUAUUCAGCCUCUCGACACAGCUCUUGUUUCCGAAACCGAAUAGAGUAAUAGCUGCAGGCAGGCAACCCAUCGGCGGUAACGAUAUCACUCCGAUUCUCCUUGCUCCUAGUUCAUACAGAUUCUGUUACAAGCGACAGUAUAAUUCUUGUUGACACACACAAAAAAUGGGUAAAUAACCGGGACGAGUUGUUUGUUUCUUGUAAAUUUGCACAUUCAUAGAGUUGCUUUGUUAAAGAAUAUUUCGUUCUAAAACUCGUUACUGAACUUGAAAAUACCUGGAUGAAGUCUGAGUAGGAUCUCAUGAGAAUAUCAGAGAACUGAUCAGGUGUAUUUAGGAUGUUGAGCAGAGGAUUGACGUAAUAGUUCUGAAUAAAGUCGCUAGAUCCCGCACUCAAAAUGUGGAUAGCUUUAGAGAAGAGCCUGCGUGCUCUCUCCCUCCCGAUCAUACUCGUCACUCUGUUUUGAUACGUCCUGUAAUAGCUCAGCUGUCGUGUUAAGGAGAUCGCUCCAAAUGGAAUAGAUGUGGCAUCGUAGUAUCCUGAAGAAGCGGAUGCAAAGUUGGCGCCGAUCAGGAGAUUCUCGUUGCUUGCUUCUCGGCUUAGGAAUGCAGGUGGAUAUGAAGAGAAGCCAAGGUACUCAGCUGAGAAAUCUACAGCGAGUUUCCCGUUGCAGAAUCUUCCGGUGGGUGUUUGGUUGACGAAGUCUCUGCCAUAAGGAGGGAAGUUUGAUUUAACAAUGCUGAGUAAGUUAUUGUUGUUGCCAACGUCAACAAUGGAGUCACCGAACAUGAUGAGUGCAGGAACAAUGGCUCCUCUGGAUUUGCUGAAGAAGCAAGAAACCAAGAGAAGAAAUCUGAACCCUGAAACUCCCAUCUCUUGUUUUCUUUUCUUCUUCUGGCCUAUUGCAAUCAGACCGUUAAAACAGAGAGAAGAGAGAGAGAGUGAGGGCGUUAUGUUAGUGGCGAAGAAAAUGGAGUGAAGAAUAUGAUGCAUGUCAUACAAAGAUAAUCAUUCUCUUCAUGCUUAUUUUUAAGAUAAAGAAAAAGCAUUUGUUAGUGCAAUAUAGUAGGUGGAAAUUGUAUGUGAGGCCACUCUCUUUGGCCAUGGGAACCAAUGCUUAAGCAUCCCUGUUUGGAACCAAAACUUCCGUCACAGCGAGGUUUCAAAGUCGUCCUCCUCUAUUCGAUUUGAAUCUCAAGGCUCAAGCCAAUAUGGUAACCAGACGGGGAUUGAGAGAUCAUCAAUCUUUCAUUAAUCUAAUUUGGUUCAUGUUGAAACCCGUUGGAAGCAUGAAUAUAGAGGUUCUUGGUAAGAGAUGAUAUGUUUUAGGAAAACAAAGUUGAAUUUUGGCAAAAAUAUCAUUACUACACAGUGUGAUCUCCACCAACUUUUUGUUGUUGUUGUAAUAAUGUCUCAGGUUAUGUGGCA